Messenger RNA from Bactrocera oleae (olive fruit fly), 1203 nucleotides. RefSeq names its product alpha-tocopherol transfer protein-like. Gene Ontology annotation, cellular component: membrane. Gene Ontology annotation, molecular function: phosphatidylinositol bisphosphate binding. The record is from RefSeq and is a predicted model, not a curated record. NCBI's taxonomy places the organism in Eukaryota, Metazoa, Arthropoda, Insecta, Diptera, Tephritidae.
GUUUUGGCAUCGUUCAGACACGCCACGAUCAGAGUUGUAUCAUAAAUAUUAAUUUGAUUUCUUUUGAAAUCUUAAAAUGCGUCCUUUGCCACCGGAAUUAGCGAAAAUCGCACGAGAGGAAUUGAACGAGAUACCGGAGCGUUUGCAACAGGAUUUGACUGUAUUGCGAACCUGGAUUUAUCAGCAGCGUUAUUUGCAUGCGCGUACAUCGACUGAUUUCCUGAUUGCCUUCCUCAGGCGUUGCCGCUACAGUUUGGAGCAGACAAAGAAACGCAUUGAUGACUUCUUCACAUUUCAUACAAAGUGUCCGGAGAUCGUAUCGAAUCGUCGUGUGACAGAGAAAAUGUUAACCAUCAAUCGCUUAGGACUACAGUAUUUCCCGGAAUUUCCAAUAUGUAGUGAUCACGCUGCAAUAAUGAUUACCCGAGUCAGCUAUUGCCCCAAACGUUUUCACAUGCGUGAUGUUAUGGCUUAUAUUGCGAUGGGUAUGGAAGUGAUAGCACUAGAGAAUGAUAAUGCUGCAAUUGUAGGGGUGGUACAAAUAUUCGAUUUAUCAAAUCUGGAUGUCGAGCACGCGGCUCAAUUGGAUGGUGGUCUCUUAAGGAAAUGGUGGUAUUGGAUGAGUGAGUGUAGUCCGUUGCGCAUAAAUGUAACCUAUUGCUUAAACGCGCCCAAAGAACUACAAAGUUGGCUGGGUGUCUUGCGAACACUAUGCGUUAAAAUGAGUCCGAUGAUUAUCCUGAAAUCUUUGGAAGAGCUCUAUCAAUACAUACCACAAAAAUGUUUACCUGAGGAAUAUGGUGGCACCAAUGGGCAUCUAUAUGAGUGUGUUUCGUACAUGGAAGAUUUGCUAAAGAGCUAUCGUGACUACUUCGAAGACGAAGUAAAUUACGGCACUGUUGAACAGUUACGACGUGGUGAGAUUAUGCCAUAUGAGGCGGAGUUUGGCGCAGAAGGCAGUUUUCGUAAAUUGAUUGUCGAUUAAAAAUUAUUAAAAAAGACAUAUACAUAAAUAUAUACAUAUCCAAAAUAUAUACCAUAUUUACAUGCAAAUCAGGUAUUAAAGCACAUUAAACUUAAAUUUUUGAGUCAUUGGCAGUCGGCUUCCACUAAUUGGCUCCAUAUGUGUAUUAAUUAAGUAUCUAUUGUAUUUAUGAGUCACAGUAAAUAAAUUUAUUCAAUAAAAAACUACAUAUUCUCACA